AUGGCAACGGCGCGCAUCCCGGCCCUGCGCAACCUCAUCGGCCGGCGGCAACCCUUCCGCCUGCCGGGCCAGCAGCGCCGCUGGGCCCAGGUCCACGAUGUACGCUUCGUAGCUACCACCCAGGCCGCCCGCAGCGUCACCGAGAAAUACCGCGACAAGCUCGACCGCAAGGCCCGCGAGGAAGGCCUACGUGACAUCGGCGAGCUAAAAGAAGCGUAUAAAGACCGCAUCCAGGAGCUUAAGAAGAAAGAUAGCGCCUCGAUUCCCGGGCUCGAUGCGCUGCUUGCGGAUGAGCCGGCGCCGGUGCAGACGACACAGGUUGGGGAUGGGAUUGCACAGAAACCACCACCCCCGCCCCCGCCGCCGCAAUCACAAGUCCCACCCGUUGGCACGGGAAGCACAAACGCCGCUGUAAAACCCCUCUCCGAAAUCCUCGACCUGCCGAAAGCCCGCGCGCUUCCCGAGAAGGAACUCGGCGCAAUAUGGCGGCUCCGCCACGCCUCGUCGCCGAACUCCCUCUGCGCGGUCAUCCCCACGGCCACCUACGCGACCCUAGAGGCGACGGCGCGCCGCCACCCUUCCUUCGUGCUCCCGGUGCCCCGGGGCGCAGACGUCGGGGCGGAGAUCCACUUCCUGCAGUGGGUGUUCGACGGGCCGUCGCGGACGGCCACCGUGCUGUUCACGCAGCUGGCCGAGUACAAGGCGCGCGGGGAGUGGGCGCAGCCGCACACGAGCGUGACGCAUUACGUCGACGACGGGCUGGCGGGGGUGCUGAUGGUGGGGAGCGUGGUGGAUGGGCGGGGGGCUAGCGUCCAGGAUGCGAAGUGGCUUGUUAUGCUCAUGCAGAGGUUCUACGGCGGGGAGGGGACUGGGGGGGAGAGGGACGAUGGGAAGAGGCGGUUGUUGGAGGAGUUUGGACGGGGGGAUGGUAAGUUUAGCGUUGAGAGGCUGUUGGAGGAGAGUGAGAAGUUGGGUUGA
This is a messenger RNA of Daldinia childiae, 978 nucleotides long. RefSeq names its product Protein ATP11, mitochondrial. The record is from RefSeq and is a predicted model, not a curated record. Lineage: Eukaryota; Fungi; Ascomycota; Sordariomycetes; Xylariales; Hypoxylaceae. Gene Ontology annotation, biological process: mitochondrial proton-transporting ATP synthase complex assembly. Gene Ontology annotation, cellular component: mitochondrion. Bases 1 to 978 code for a protein of 325 amino acids. The transcript has a single exon.